Messenger RNA from Nematolebias whitei (Rio pearlfish), 1353 nucleotides. RefSeq names its product RNA pseudouridine synthase D4 (gene rpusd4). The transcript has 6 exons. Gene Ontology annotation, molecular function: RNA binding; pseudouridine synthase activity. The record is from RefSeq and is a predicted model, not a curated record. NCBI's taxonomy places the organism in Eukaryota, Metazoa, Chordata, Actinopteri, Cyprinodontiformes, Rivulidae. Gene Ontology annotation, biological process: pseudouridine synthesis. Bases 71 to 1237 code for a protein of 388 amino acids.
UUUGACCCGGAUGUGACGUCAAGAUUGUGUUUUUAGCCUUGUGCGCGUGCUUUAGCUUAACGUUGUCAAAAUGAACGCCUGUAAAAGGUUAGUUUCUCUAGGUGAACGAACUUUUACCCAAAACAUUUUCUUCUCGGUGGUCAAAUCGCGGACAAACGGACAAGAAGCGUCUCUCGGUCGGAGUCAGAGCACCGCAGCCCACCGCUCCCAGGACUCCGACACCACGGUGACCGGAGAGAAACUCGGGCUGAGAGCCAUCGACCUGGCCCAGAAGGUCCAGCAGGAGAAGGCGAAGACAAGGGCGGCGGCGAAACCUCCUCCGGUGUCGGGCUCUGAGGGAAGAGUGGCGGAGCUGAAACGGUUCAGUCUGCAGCUGCAAAACGUUCAUCCCAACGUGCUGGCGAAACACCUCCACAAAAGCGUGCUGUACCGGGAUAAAGAUGUGGUCAUCAUCAACAAACCGUACGGUGUCCCUGUUCGAGAGAUCCCUGGAGUCACGUCCAUCUCUUCUGUGCUUCCCGUUCUUUCGAAAAUGAUGGCCGGGACGAAUUUAAAGACUGACUCUCAACUGUUCCCCUGCAUGAGUCUGGAAAAGGAUUCAACUGGAACGCUCCUGCUGGCCACAAGCGAAGAAACAGUAGAGCACAUACUUAACCUGAAUAAAAAUAAUCAAGUCCAGAGGAAAUAUUGGGUUGUCACAGUUGGUGUUCCUGUACCGUCUGAAGGACUGAUUGAUAUUCCUAUGUUGGAAAAAGAGAUUACAGGUUCUCAGCCACACUACAAGAUGGCUUUGAGUCCGUGUUUCAAAAUGAACGACACAGGAGAUGGUUUGAGUAAAAUCCGAGGCCAUCGUCAAGCAGACCCUGCAACGACCAGGUACAAAGUCCUGGACAGCAGCAGUGGCUGCAGCCUCAUCGAGCUCCAACCUUAUACUGGAGUGAAGCACCAGUUGAGGGUUCACAUGGCAUUUGCUCUGGCUUGCCCCAUACUUGGUGACCAUAAAUAUUCCCACUGGAGCAAACUGGCACCACAGAAAUUACCAAAGCAAGUGCUGAAAAAGCUUGGAUUGGAGCAGAGCAAGAGCCGGCACAUUCCUCUUCAUCUGCAUGAGCGACAGUUAACUCUACCAAGACCCGACCAAGAGAACAUAGUCGUGUCCUGCCCCCUCCCAAAGUACUUCAUGCAAACACUGAAGAGAUUACAAUUAACAUUUCAACAUGACGAGGAUAAUAAAUAAUCUCCUUUCUCCAGUCUAAUCAAUGUCAAUUAACUGGAAGCUCAAGUUGUGAAAAUAUGUGACUGUUGUUGCAAGAAUAAAAAUGAUUUAAUCACUUACAUGGAAAACUACUGUAA